UGCAACUUUGUUGCUCACAUCUAUAUUGAAGAUAAAUGCCAGUGUCUCCCAUUUUCACACACAUUGGCUUGACAUAUAACAAUCUCAAGAUUGAUAUUGUAAAAGAAGACAAAUUGUUCUUUUUGCUAAAUAAAGAUAUCAAAAGGUGUGUAAGUAAAUGCGUACAUUUUAUAUGUAUUUUAAGUGUGGCAAAGCCAUGCUUCGGCACGUAUGGGUCGGCUCGACCGGAGUGAUACCACGGCCUCACAGAAAACCGGCGUGAAACAACCACAGCGUUGUGUUUCGUCGUGUGAGUGAGGCUAUCGGAGGACCAAUCCUUCCCCUCCCCCAAUCCCUAAUCAUUGUGUAAAUCUCCAAAUCCCUAAUCCCUAAAAUGUCGGCAACGCACUCGUAACACCUACGUUGCGGGUGUCCAUGGGCGCGGCGCUGAUAAACUUACUAUCAGGUAAUCCGUCUGCUCGUUUGCCCAUCUAUUACAUAAAAAAAACUAUUCGGUUGCUUAUUUUAAUAUGAUAGUGUUUAACGGCUUACUAACGUAACAGUUUGACGAGGAACU
Messenger RNA from Spodoptera exigua (beet armyworm), 556 nucleotides. Lineage: Eukaryota; Metazoa; Arthropoda; Insecta; Lepidoptera; Noctuidae. The record is from the annotation of a GenBank genome assembly.